This is a messenger RNA of Fusarium verticillioides 7600, 3929 nucleotides long. RefSeq lists its product as hypothetical. Lineage: Eukaryota; Fungi; Ascomycota; Sordariomycetes; Hypocreales; Nectriaceae. The record is from RefSeq and is a predicted model, not a curated record. Bases 954 to 1259 code for a protein of 101 amino acids. The transcript has 2 exons.
GGGGUUUGUUCCAUGCUCAAAUUCAUUCGUCCUCCAACUAAAAUCAUCUUACAUUUUGACUUGCAAUCUGACAUACAUGCGCUUGGUUGUCUGCCUGUCACUGUCUCAUGAUGUAUGUAUCCAUUACAUGUAUUGAUUCACUCCUUCAAACAUCCAACCAAUCAUCCCUGCGCCAAAGUCCCUACUACUCUUUUGCGCCAACGUGAGAAAAUUGGAAAGACAAGGGUAAUCUCCAAGAUUGCUUAUCCGCAUGUACUCAAGUGGUCAUCACAGCACCCACUUUCACCAUCCUCCUCGUGAGCUUUGCGCCCACGUACAUACGAGAAAAGCAGGCUGCGGCGGCAUGGUUUUACUCUUCAUACGAGGCGACCGCAGACACGCGUCGGGAUACAACCAACUUUAUGUACCAAGCCCACAUACGUACGUACUCGAUUCCGCCAGCUAUCGCUGAUCAGGUAAGCCUGUCUCGCUACAAAAGAUUUAUGCGUUACAGGUUUGCAUGCACUGCACAUCUUGUCCGAGCUGUCGGAGAUAGCAUCUCGAGCUUUCCGCUACUAAGAAAAAAGUAAAGAGAGACGAGACAAGUCACUCAUUCCCUGGGUACCUGGCCACUGAGGCUCUCAUUGGCGAUGUGUGCAAGGGAACUUCCUCUACUGCACGUAAGUCGCCUGGACUUGCAUACUGGUAUAUUCACAACUGGGAAGGACCCGUACCUGAGGUCGAGAAUACGAUGAUGGACGCCAUCAUAGUGUUGACGAAUGACCUACACGGUGAUACAUUGUCAGCCUGGCCAAUGUCAUAUCAAAAGAUUCCUUUGAAAUCAUCAAUAGAUUUUGCAUUCUUUUGACUGGCAAGUUAUAAGACAAUAUCACGAGAGUCUUGGCCACGACAUAAGCAGAAGAACCCUCGGCUCUAUCACGAAUUACACAACAAGGCUACUUACGUCCAUAUGUAUGCACCCGGUACGCAGCAAUCAAUCAAGUUGGCUACUGAAUCGUCUUCUUAUGCCUCCUUGUACGAAAUUAGACACGCCAAUUUUGAUUUUCGCAACCUGCUACCAAGGUUUGUCCAUGUCCCUCUGGCGCCUGUUCGGUACGCCAGUUGCUUUUUUAGCCAAGCAAGGUUGCAGCCAACGGAAUGCAGUGACAGGCUUGUGCACAAUUGACUUCCUAACGGCAAUAAGCCUCUUGCACCACAGGGCCUGGACGACGACUUUUUCUGUCAUCAUCUUUACACAUUCUCCAUUUAGUUCUCGGUGAAAUCAGGCGCCCUUCAGUGGGAAGGACGGUCUAGGAACAGACAGACACCUAUGCUUGCAUCAAGUUUACAAGGACUUUGUAAAAGGGCAUCAAACCGACUCCGGACCAUGUGUCGAUUGUUAGUGCUACAAGUUAACUCAACUACUUGGCGCGCGGACGUGCCGGUAUUGUCUUGGGCUGGCUGACAGCUCGAGGUUUGCGAGAUGCAGAUUCGGUGCCGUCAACAAUUAACUGGUCACUUCUGGGUUGCCCCGGUUGAGUUUUUGGAUCAUCGUCCCUAGUCUCUCUUUGUUGGAAGUGUGAUGACAGGCUGGGCUCCGUUCAUGGCGCUGUCCAGCACCUCAGGGCGAUGGAAAUGCCCGCAACGGCAGGGAUUCCCACCGUUCAAUGCCAGGUUAUCGGAUGGGGCCAGACGGUGGCUUCUAACUACGUGCUACGGAUACUACGUACCUCAUUCAAUGGUCGAUAAGACGGAUUCAAAUAUUUUUGUUCCACUUAGAAGGAAUUUCAGUCCAGCACUGUAGCAAACGACUCGGUGCCAUACCAAGGAUCCGGGAGACCUAAUAUGCCUGCCGAAGGGACGCUGGCUCAGCAGGCCCACCAACUGCGUCCAUACAGCACAGAGUAUUACGAAUGCUACACCACCAAAGAAUGAGCCAUAAUCCCAAUAUGCUCAUUGCAGUGUCUCAGAAAGUCAUGAGGACUCAGGGAUGAAGCAAAAGGCUUAUAUCUAAAGCACGGUGCUCGCGCUCUCAUGCUGGGUGACAAAGACGCAGAAAAUUACUUUAGCCGUUAAUAGUUCGACGAGCGGCACGGAUUUACGGCGCCUCUCAGCGAAUGGGUGUUGAUCCCAUUUGGAAGGGAAUGGACUUGUCCCUUGUUGUGGGGGUACAUGACAGCUAUGUUUGAUUCCUUGCUACUGCUAUUGCCCUCGGGCUUGAAAGCUGGGACCAUUUUUGUUCCUUUCUCAGCCAUGCGGUGCCGGAAGUUCUGGUGCAUUUAUUCUCCUGAACCAUGACUGAACUUGUCUCGCAAUCUAACGAUGGCUGCCGCCUCAAUAUAUUAAAAACACGGCUAGCCGACCCCAAACCAACCAAAGCCAAAGGUGAUCACUGCACGAGCUGCACAGCAUAACACAACAGAGCAGUGAAUGAGAACGGAGCGGGAUUAUCAAUGAAUGGGGCAGGGAACCUGGUGAUUAUUUACACGCGGCCUUCAUUCACGCAUUCACGUUCCUGAAAGGGUCAAGCAGGGACCAGUAGUGGAGUAAGCGCCGUGCAUGGCUCAAGGCUCCUAAUGGUUCUUCCUCAUGAUUGACGGACAACUCAUGAGGCAAGCAGCAUUUCAAAGAUGGAGUUGCACCACUGUUGCGGGUUGGGUAAGUACAAAUAAGUGAAGGUUCCGACACACCAUCUGUUUGGAUGGCUCAGGACUUGUUGGACAAGCGAGCAUGCACCACAAUGAAUACCUAGUUAAUUGGGAAACGAUGAGUUGAUGAACUCAGGUUGAUACAUACGGCAGUCCACAACACAAAUUAUUACAGUACAUAGAACAACAGCACUGUAACUUACUGUAUCCGUACAGGGCCGAUGGAUGAUAGGCUUUGUACCAGUCCUAAACCGACAUACGCCCAAUGAACUUUCAUUGAUGAUUCGCGAGACACUCCACAAUGGUUGUGUUUGUCGAAACCUCCAUCUUUUCAUAUCAAGGAUCUCGCAUACGGAUACAAGCCCCAGGCUUCAUGGAUGGGCUGAGAGGAAUCCAGCAUGUGCACAGAGGUGUGCAGGUCAAUCUCACAAGGCUUUCAGGAACGACGCACUCAUCUGCCGCCUGUUUUUAUAUCCAUCCUAGCUGAAUAGGCUUCGUUACGAGUCUCACUCUCAUCAUCUUCAUUUACAUUCAAUCCCCAUAUCAAUAUCAAAACCAAUACCGCAAGUAUCCCUUGAGCAAGGUCCCGCCGCCGCUGACAAGGCCCCCGUCAGGCCCGCCCACAGCUUCGAGUACGGCACCGACCGGGCGACCCCUAGGGCGUUCCAGGGGCGACUUUGAACGAAUUUGAUGCUCCAUUAUCCAUUAACAAUUGAGCUGGGGGGCUUAGAGUGCAGUUGAUGAAUGGUAGGUUCCAGCACCCAGGACUCCGCUGUCUAGCGGGCUUGGAUUCAAUAGAGCUUGGAGAGGAGUGGAGGAAACGAGAGUUUUAGCGGCGAGUGAGGGGCGUGUGGAUUCUGGGCCAUGCCAUGGGGCGUGUGAUAGCCGCAAUAAUGGAUAGGAGCUAACACAAGGCAAAGCACCUCACCUCACCUCACGGAAACCGGGGUUGUCGCUGGGUGCGGUGUCAGCUGGAGAGCGCCACGAUGGCCCCGGUCUAGUCCGUAGUAGCAGGUCUAGCAGAGGCUCGCGACAUGGCCGACACAGGAUUGUCAUGUCGGUGGUACCGGGCUUUGUAUGGGUUUGUCUGAGAACUAACAAGUAUAGCCAUACAUGCCCGGCUAGUACCACAGGACACGGAGCGCAACCUGGCCUAGUCACGGCCGGGCGGGUGUGCGUGUGCAAUGGAUGUCUUGUCUGAGUCUGAGGUCUGAGAAUAUGAAUGAAUGAGUAAGUGAGCAAGUGAGUGAGUGAAUGAAUGAAAGAGAGUGAAUGACCGAAAGAGUACAUACAUACUGUACG